Messenger RNA from Sphenostylis stenocarpa, 2820 nucleotides. NCBI's taxonomy places the organism in Eukaryota, Viridiplantae, Streptophyta, Magnoliopsida, Fabales, Fabaceae. The record is from the annotation of a GenBank genome assembly.
AUGCGCGUGGGUGUCGGAGUGAAAUGUUUGUUGAGAGGGAGAGGGUAUCAUGGGCAUUGGUGUGUUGAGUGUGAGAAACAGGGAAACGGCAACGGCAAUACUUGGAAUUCCCUUCUUCGCAUGCACUCCAGCCAUGGAUUGCCUCAAAGGGUCCUUCGUUGUUUUGCUUCCUUCCUCAAUUCAGGCCAUUCCCCUGACCAGUUUACUUUCGCUAUCGCUCUUUCCGCCUGCGCAAAGCUCCAGAACGUUGAGUUUGGGAGGGCUGUUCACUGUUGCGUACUUAAGAAGGGUCUUGAAUCCGCCUCCUUCUGUCAGGGCGCCCUUAUCCAUCUCUACGCCAAAUGCCACUCUCUCACUUCUGCUCGCACCCUAUUUGACGCUUCACCCUCUCCUCAUCUCCACACUGUUUCUUGGACCGCUUUAAUCUCUGCUUAUGUUCAAGCUGGCUUCCCUCACCAGGCACUCCACAUAUUUGAAAAAAUGCGCGACACUGCUGCUCCCGCUUGUUUUCCAAUUCCAGACCAAGUCGCACUUGUCACCGUCUUAAACGUUUACACCUCUUUAGGAAAGCUGCAUGAUGCAUGCCACUUGUUUGCACAGAUGCCCAUCCCCAUCCGCAAUGUUGUCGCCUGGAAUGUCAUGAUUUCUGGUCAUUCCCAGAGAGGCCAUUAUGAGCAGGCUCUCGCCUUCUUUCACCAAAUGAAUAAGCACGGGGUCAAAUCCUCAAGAUCCACACUCGCAAGUGUUUUAAGUGCAAUUGCCAGCUUAGCCGCCCUCCAUCAUGGGUUCCUAGUUCAUUCCCUGGCUAUCAAACAAGGUUUCAACUCCAGUAUAUACGUUGCAAGUUCUUUGAUCAAUAUGUAUGGCAAGUGUCAAAUGCUGGAUGCUGCACGCAAAGUAUUUGAUUCUAUAUCUCACAAAAAUAUGAUUGUCUGGAACACCAUGCUCGGAGUUUAUUCACAGAAUGGCUAUUUAAGUAAUGUCAUGGAGUUGUUCUUGGAUAUGAUAACAUGUGGUGUUCACCCGGAUGAAUUUACCUACACUAGCAUUUUGAGCUCAUGUGCAUCUUUUGAAUACCUUCAAAUUGGUCGCCAGCUGCAUUCAACUAUUAUCAAGAAAAGAUUUACCUCCAAUUUAUGUGUCAACAAUGCGUUGAUAGAUAUGUAUGCCAAGGCUGGGGCUUUGACAGAAGCCAUGAAACAGUUUGAGCACAUGACAUUCCGGGAUCAUAUUUCCUGGAAUGCCAUUAUUGUUGGACAUGUGCAAGAGGAAGAGGAAGCUGAUGCUUUCAGUUUGUUUCGGAGAAUGAAUAUAGACGGCUUUGUACCUGAUGAGGUAUCUUUGGCGAGUAUACUUAGUGCAUGUGGAAAUACUAAGGCACUAAAAGUAGGACAGCAAUUUCAUUGCUUAUCAGUUAAGUUGGGUUUAGAAACAAACCUUUUUGCUGGAAGUUCUCUUAUUGACAUGUAUUCCAAGCGCGGGGACAUUGAAGAUGCACGUAAAAUUUAUUCUAGCAUGCCUGAGCGGAGUGUGGUCUCCUUGAAUGCUCUGAUUGCGGGAUAUGCUCUAAAAAACACAAAAGAAGCUAUUAGUCUUCUUCGUGAGAUGCAGAUAUUGGGACUGAAGCCAUCUGAGAUUACAUUUGCAAGCCUUAUAGAUGUUUGUAAGGGUUCUGCCAAGGUAAUUUUAGGCAUGCAGAUCCACUGUUCUAUAGUGAAGAGGGGUCUCUUAUGUGGUAGCGAAUUCUUAGGAACGUCGUUGUUGGGCAUGUAUAUGGACUCACAAAGGCUUACAGAUGCAAACAUUCUUUUCUCAGAGUUUUAUAACCUUAAAAGCACCGUAAUGUGGACCGCUUUAAUUUCAGGACAUACUCAAAAUGAGUGCAGUGAUGUGGCCUUAAACUUGUACCGAGAAAUGCGUGACAACAAUAUCUUACCUGACCAAGCAACUUUUGUUACUGUUCUUCGAGUUGCUGCUCUCUUGUCCUCAUUGGAUGAUGGUAGAGCGAUACAUUCUCUAAUCUUCCAUACUGGUUUUGACUUAGAUGAGUUAACCGGCAGUGCCCUUGUAGACAUGUAUGCAAAAUGUGGUGAUGUAAAAAGUGCUGUUCAAGUUUUUGAAGAAUUGCCUAUUAAAAAGGAUGUGAUUUCUUGGAACUCAAUGAUAGUUGGAUUUGCUAAAAAUGGUUAUGCAGAAAGUUCCCUCAAGGUCUUCAAUGAAAUGGCUCGAUCAUGCAUUAUCCCGGAUGAUGUCACAUUCCUUGGAGUGCUUAAUGCUUGUAGCCAUGCAGGGUGGGUUUAUGAGGGUCGUCAACAUUUUGACAUCAUGGUAAACUAUUAUGGAAUUAAGCCCAGAGUGGAUCACUACGCAUGCAUGGUUGAUCUUCUCGGUAGGUGGGGAUUUCUCAAAGAAGCUGAAGAGUUCAUUGACAAACUAGAAGUUGAACCCGAUGCUAUGAUUUGGGCCAAUUUAUUGGGUUCUUGCAGAAUACAUGGGGAUGAAAAGAGGGGACAGAGAGCAGCUAAGCAACUUAUCAAAUUAGAACCUGAGAAUUCUUCUCCAUAUGUACUCCUUUCGAAUAUGUAUGCUGCAUCGGGACUUUGGGAUGAAGCUAGAUCUUUAAGGAGAACAAUGAUACAGAAAGAUAUACAAAAGAAGCCUGGCUGUAGCUGGAUUGUAGUGGGACAAAAGACAAACCUAUUUGUUGCUGGUGAUAUGUCACAUCCUAGUUGUGAUGAAAUUUCACAAGCAUUAAAGCACCUGACAGCACUAAUUAAAGAUGAUAGAUUCCAGGAUGGAGGAAUUUCCUGGGCUAGUUAA